Paralichthys olivaceus (Japanese flounder) is the source of this 2119-nucleotide messenger RNA. The record is from RefSeq and is a predicted model, not a curated record. NCBI's taxonomy places the organism in Eukaryota, Metazoa, Chordata, Actinopteri, Pleuronectiformes, Paralichthyidae.
CUUCUUGUAUUUAUAAUGUUUCUCUGUGUUCUGUUUCAGAGUGGAACCAGCUUCCAUGUUUUUGAUCAGGGUCGGUUCUCGAAAGAAGUUCUUCCCAAGUUCUUCAAACACAACAACAUGGCUAGCUUCAUCAGACAGCUGAACAUGUAUGGCUUCCGUAAAGUGGUGCACAUCGAGCACAGUGGUUUGGUAAAACCAGAGAGAGAUGACACAGAGUUCCAACAUCCGUUCUUCAUCAGAGGACAAGAACACCUGCUGGAGAACAUCAAACGCAAAGUCACCAACGUGUCCUCGGGGCGUCAGGAGGAAGUGAAGGUCGCUACAGAUGAAGUGAAUAAAAUCCUGAGCGACGUCCAGCUGAUGAAGGGAAAACAGGAAACCAUCGACUCCAGGAUCAUUGCCAUGAAACAUGAAAAUGAGGCUCUGUGGAGGGAGGUGGCCAGUCUGAGACAGAAACACACUCAGCAACAGAAAGUCGUCAACAAGUUGAUCCAGUUUCUGGUGUCACUCAUCCAAACCAACAGGAUCUUGGGAGUCAAGAGGAAGAUUCCUCUGAUGCUGAAUGACUCCAGCUCCGCCCACUCCAUGCCUAAGUAUAGUCGGCAGUUCUCAUUGGAGCACAUGCAGGCUACAGCCAAUCUGUUCUCAGCUGACUCCCCAAUAUCCUCUGGGCCAAUCAUCUCUGACAUCACAGAGGUGGCCACACCCAUCAUUGAGGAUGCAGUCCCUGACUGGUCGGACGCAGGAGAGAGCCAAUUCAUUAACAUAAAGGAGGAGCCAGCAAGUCCUGAGGUGGAGGUGUGUCCUGUUCUGGAAGGCGGGGCUACACAUGGAGACACGCCCCUCUCCCCCACCACUUUCAUCAACUCCAUCCUACAAGACAACGAGACGCAGCCGACUCCCAACACCUCCACCGCCAACCCUUCACCAGGCAUCGUUCUGAUGAGCCCGGCCUCCUCUGGGACCCUCCCACCUUCACCAACCGGCCAAUUACCCGCCUCUAUUCCCACCCCAAACUCCAGUCCAGCCGCAGCUCAGCAUCAAUGUCAGACCCUCGCCUGUAUCGACAGACCCCACCCCCCUCCCUCUGCAGGUGGAUUGUCACCUGACGUUUGGCGCUUCGUAUCAACACAAACUGACAAGUCUGAACUGUUGGACCAUGUGGACACUAUGGACAGCAGUCUAGAAAACCUGCAGAACAUCCUCAAUACACAAACCUUCACCUUCGACACCUCCCCCAUCAUUGAGUUUUUCGGUUCACCCUCUGGAGAUUUUGACCUUGACUGUUUGGACAAUCUGCUGGCUGAAGAGGCUCCGAGAGGAAGUGAUGGAAGCAGCCACACAGGGAAACAGCUGGUGCAGUACUCUGCCACACCUGUGUUGAUGUCUGAACCAAUCAGCCUCGGGGAGGGCGGGGCUGACCUGCCGUCUCUGCUGGAGCUAGAGGCGGAGCCUUUCCUUACGCCCGACCCAUCCACUGAUGACCCGGCAGCCGACCUGUUGAGCCACACCCACUUGGACUCUGACCUUUGACAACAUAAAAAUGCGAUGACUCAUCAGUAACCAUGGCAGCAGGACAAUCUGAGCACUGACUCAGCAGCAAUAGACAAUGAUGUAAUCAUCAAUCAGCUGCAGUUCAUCCGGUCAAAGCUCAUGUUUUUAGUUUGCAGAUGUUAUUGAUCGAUAUUAACCAUUUAUAGACCUGCGUCCUUCUUCUAUGCUUUUAUUUUAGCUUUGUUUUUAUUUGAGCUUUUUUCAAUUAUUUGACAGUCACAAAAAAAACUCAGAGAACCAGGGUCACGUCUGUACCUGCCCGUCCAAUGAGAAGCAGCUCUGAGCUCAGUUGAUGAUGUCACGUGGACAGGUGAGGUAGGAUCAUGUGAUCAGGUUGUUCCGUGUUCUGCAUGUUUAAGUCAGAUUUGAUUUGUCUCUGUUUUCAUGUAUAAGAUAUAGAUUCAAUGAGAAGAAUCUGUAUAUUUUUGGAAAAGUUUAUUAUGAAUGAGAACACCCCCAUCACCUCUGUUACCAUGGAGACGACAUGAAGGCAGAUUGAUGGAUCUGAUCGAUUAGAUCAGGUAUCAGCCAUGUUGUUGAUGAUUGAUUAAAUAGUUGAUCAGUG